Molecule: messenger RNA, 417 nt
Organism: Diaporthe citri
Lineage: Eukaryota; Fungi; Ascomycota; Sordariomycetes; Diaporthales; Diaporthaceae
Exons: 2
Coding region: 1-417 (138 amino acids)
Source: RefSeq, a predicted model, not a curated record
AUGAGGAAGGCACUCAACCUUCCCGGGAUUCAACCAGGCUGGACUGCGUCUACAGAUUCGCAGAUCUUAACUGUAAACGCUGGCGCGCACAACCACGUCGACGGCUACUUCAAUGAGAUUCACAUCACCUUGUCAUUGGGGACCAAAGUUGGUGGAAUGUCCAUGUUCAAGAAGGCAUUCGAGAACGACGCACAAGACGCAGACGAAGCGGAGAAGCUCCCUGAUGACAAAUGGAUACACAUGCCUCAGCCGCCGCUAUACGAACAUGGCUCCAUCUGGCACCGAGAUCCAUCUGGGAACGCCCGUCGCGGAAGGAAUAACGUCGUCUCGUACCCCUGGCACAAAUGGAAUGCAGGCAGCGGCGAAAACAUUGGCGUGUGGCUGGCGCUAAAGUUCAACCCCGACUUGGCUUUGUGA